Centruroides sculpturatus (bark scorpion) is the source of this 3173-nucleotide messenger RNA. It is a transcript of the gene APC7, whose product is annotated as anaphase-promoting complex subunit 7-like. The record is from RefSeq and is a predicted model, not a curated record. Lineage: Eukaryota; Metazoa; Arthropoda; Arachnida; Scorpiones; Buthidae. Gene Ontology annotation, molecular function: protein binding. Gene Ontology annotation, biological process: cell division. Bases 75 to 1763 code for a protein of 562 amino acids. The transcript is spliced from 17 exons.
AGUGCUGCCAGCUGGAAUGAUUUACAGUUGGCAACACUUAACACUCUAAAUUUGAAAAGAUAGAGAAGCUUUUCAUGGUACUGAAAAUGUCUUUGUACAACCAACUCAAACUUCUUUACGAUCAAGGUCUAUACAGCAAUGUAACUAAUUUGGCAAGCAUGAUACUGACAAUUAGCGAUCACAGUCACGAUUUACUCCUGCCGUCUGCAAAAUAUCAGAUUUUGGUCUAUUAUGGAGAUUCGUUAUAUCACGCAAAGGAUUACAGAAAAGCAGAGACAAUUUUUCGUAAGGCUCUACAACUAAAGAAAUCUAUGGCAAAAGCUAAAGGAAAAUCUCAAGGAGUUACACAGGGAGUGUCGAUAAAUCAGGAAAUGGCGUCCGAAGUCGAUGUAAAGUAUCAGAUCUACCUCUGUCAUCUACAUCUGAAGCAAUACAGUCAGUCCAUAGGCGUCCUCGAAAGUAUCCCCGGUAAGCAGCGAACACCAAAAAUUAACAUGGCUCUAGCAAAAUUGUAUCAUCAGAGCGGAAUGGAGAGAUCUGCGAUUACCGGUUAUAAAGAAGUGUUAAAGGUCUGUCCAAUGGCCGUCGAAGCCGCUUUAGGUCUCUUGGCUCUUGGUGUAAAGGGAACGGAAGUCGCUUCAUUGAUGCUUCAUUCUUCUUCGGGAAUACCCAAUAUGGAAUGGUUAUCAACAUGGAUUAAGGCUCAUGCUCAUCUUCACGCCAGAGAACUCUCUCUCUCUGUCGCCACCUUUAAGCAGUUAGAAUCAAAGACUCUCCUGCGUGACAACGUGGACAUCCUCGUAUCGCUCGGAGAAGCUUAUUAUUAUAGCGGCGAUUUCACCAACGCUCUCGUCGUUCUGGAGCGGGCCCAUAGUCUCGAUUCGCUUCUCCUGAAAGGAAUGGACAUAUACUCGGCCCUGUUAGCCAAAGAUAGGAAAGUGAAAGAAUUAGAAAAUUUAUCCACUCAGCUGAUGUCGAUAAGCGAUUCAACUCCAGAACCGUGGAUAGCAAUGGCAUAUUAUUGCUACGUGGCAAAGAAAGGUACCCGAGCCAUUUACUUUGCGCAAAAGGCUUGUAUGAUAAACGCUCGUCACGUCGAAGCAUUGUUGCUGAAAGGUACUAUAUUGCUCGAAUUGAAGAGGGUACAGGAUGCCAUUACCCAUUUCGGAGAAGCUUAUAAAAUCGCACCAUUUCGAUACGAGACUCAUAAAGGAUUAGUCGACUGUUACAUGGCACUCCAUCGUACACGUGAAGCCAUCGCUUUUGCCAGUAAUGCCUGCAAACAACUGGGACAGACACCUCGAUCCUUAACGUUGUAUGCUUCCGUUUUAACCAAAGAUCCACUAUGCGUCGAAAAGGCGAAGACGCUAUUAGAAAAGGCUUUAAAACAAGAUUCCACGUAUCUCGAAGCCGUGUAUCAGCUGACCGAAAUUUAUGAGCAGGAACGCCAAUAUCAGAAAGGAAUUGAACUUCUCAGAAGACAAAUUGAACUGCAGAGCACCAGUCGCUUACAUCAGAUGUUGGGUGAUUUAUUAGCGAGAACAAACGAACACGAAAAAGCAUUACACCACUUCAGCAUAGUUCUAAACAUGGAUCCAAAUAAUGCCAGAGCAGCGGAAGGGAGGCAGAGAGUCGAACAGCAUCCCGAAUCUCUAGAAAGUUCUUACGAAGUGGAGGCAGAAGACAUCGGCGAUUCGGAAAAUGAAGUUGAACUAGAAGAGAGCGAAGUGGAAACGAUAUGGUCCGACAUAGAUUACACAUAAAUACAAAGACGUUUGUGUAUAUUUUUUAAGUUAUUUCGGUAUUAUCUUUCAUUACCUUUAUCGUACGGGUAAGCAGAAGUAAUUGUGGAUUAUACUAACAUUAAUUUUUUUAAUAAUGUUUUGUUUUGAUAAGAAACACCGGUCAAAAUUCAAAUUGAGUUUACAACUGGAUACAUUUAAUUUCUUUGCUCAAAGUUGUCGUGUAGGGAUGUAAUGGGGAAAUCCCGGGACCACCGAUUUAUAGGGGAAGAGCGUGGAUCACAAAUAACCGAAUGUUAAGAUAAACAUGCGGGAUAUAGAUUGAAAUUACUUGUAACUUCUGUGUAUAUAUGCAUUUAUUUUUGUGUAAAGUGGUCAAAGUUUUUGUGGCGUCUAAUAAAUUGUGUAUAUAUAAAACAAUUUCUCAAAAUGCAAUGACCUGUGGGGUGUACAGUACAUAAUUCAUUGUUACUAUUUUGAAAUGCCUAGCUUUAAAACAAUACAAGGAUAAACAAAACCAAUUCUUUGUCUUGCAGUGUAACUUGUGCAGUUCGAAUCUGGAAAACUUCAUUCCACCUGUUCCUCUCAAAAUGUAUAGCAGAUUGAAUAACAUGAUGAUUGUUUUAAAUGUGUGUGUGAUUCUUCUAUGUAAAUUCAGUGAUAUUGGCCACUUUUGUAUGGUAUGCUGGGUCAUUGGCAUAACCUCACCACUUUGUGUGGGAUUGUUUGUCAGUAUGGAAAAACCUGGGACCAUAUUCUGGUCACCGUCUCUGGUCUGGUCUCUUGCAAGCCAGUCGCUGAUUGGCUAAUCCAAAUGAUUAGCCAAUCAGCAACCGGCUUGCAAGAGACGAGACCAGAAUACGGCUCCUGGUUCUUGAGUUCUAUGCUUCAAAACUGCACAUUAAGCUCCAAAAAAUUUCGAGCAUAAUGUGCGGUGCACUUCACUGGAACACUGCACCACUUCACUGGAACACUGCACAUUAAGCUUGGGGUUAGCUCAUGUUCCCAAUUUUCCAAGUCCCAGAUCCAAUGUGUGGAAUGUCAUUUUGUCCGAAAAGAUCAUCUUUUCCAAGAACUCGGGGAUUUCAGCACAAACUAUAGGUGACAAGGCUCAUUGCCUUUCCAUCACACUUAAACAGUUUGAAGUGUGUAGGUAUAAACAAGUUUGCAUGCCAAAGCACCACUCAAAAAUUCUUCACACCUUACCUGUGUCUACGGUGUACCUGUUUUGAUGGAUAUCUUGUAUCGAAUUCUGUUCUGAAACAGUGUCAAACUGUGAUGGGUGACUUAAAGCUAAAGCAUUUUGAAAUGGUAAUAAUACAUUAUGUUCUGUACAUCCCAUAUAUGAUGCAGAUUUUUAUAAUCAGAGGAAUUACCUACCACUACAAAGCGAAAGGCAAAGAAAAGAGCAAUAUAUAAAUCAUCUCAAAC